GACACUGGUCAAACUGUCACUAGUGAACCCUAACCUUACAUAUAUGAUGAAAAAUAAAUAAUUGGGCCGAUUUAUGUAAUAAUUAUCACCGAAAAAUGGACAAACCGGGCGACUUGGAAGCAAAAUACCAAAAGCUUGCCGCAGAAUACUCUAAAGUGCGGUCUCAGGCAACGGUCUUGAAAAAAGCGGUUUUGGACGAGCAAGCGAAAAAUAAUGAACUAAAAGAUACAAUUAAGAAACACGAGCAGAAAAUACGGAAACAUGAUCAAGAAAUGGAAAGUUUGACUUUCAGAAAUGAGCAAUUGACUAAGCGAAUAUCAGUGUUACAACAAGAAUUGCAAGUGAAUAGUCAUGUCAAAAAAGGGAAAAAUAAAAAUACAGAGAAUAGCAUUCAAUCAGAUACAAGUGUCUUGGAUGAGGAGUUGCAGAAAAAAAUUUUUGAGAAUGCUCAACUUGUCAGCAGUAUGGCUGAUAAGGAAUUUGAGUUAAGUGAUUGCAAGGAGAGAAUUGCUUGGUUGGAGAAGAGAUUAGAUAAUUGUGAGAAAGAAUACCAACAAAAAGAAACCAAAUAUUUGGAGGAUAUUGCCAAGCUGAAAAAGGUAAAAUAUGAAGUUGAAAAAAAGUUUGAAGAGCAGCAAAUGGAUGUGUUAAAUUCCGAUAUUGCAUCAAAUAAAUCCAGUGAGGAUCAGAAUGAGGUCACUUUUUGGAAAGAGGAAGCUGAUAGGUGGCGUUCCGAAUGCGAAGUUCUGCGUUCCAAGCCACAAUCAAAUCAACAAUUGACUGAAUAUUAUGAAUCUCAAUUAGGAGAAUUGUUACAAACCAAACAAAUGGCUCUUUCCGAAACAAAAACCUUGUGGGGUGAAAAUCAAGCCUUAUAUUCAAGAUUAGAACAUCUAACUGUGGUAAAUAAGGAAUUAGAAAGCAAUUUAGAGAAAAGCAAUGAAGAGUUGCUUACUACAAUAGAGAAUUACAAAAGUCAACUUGAUGCAAUGACUGAGCAUAUAGCCGCCCAAAACGAUAAGAUUACAAAACAGUGUGAUGAAAUCCAAGCACUAAAACACAAAGUUGCAAGCAAAAAAUAAAACAUUUCUUUAAUUUAACAAUCAUUUUAUUUAUUUACAUUACAAGCUAGCUGUAUUUAUUUACAUAUUUUCAAGAAAAAGUCUAAUAAAUAAAAUAUUUGCAAAA
Molecule: messenger RNA, 1188 nt
Organism: Tribolium madens (black flour beetle)
Lineage: Eukaryota; Metazoa; Arthropoda; Insecta; Coleoptera; Tenebrionidae
Product: protein phosphatase 1 regulatory subunit 21
Exons: 4
Coding region: 96-1082 (328 amino acids)
Cellular component (GO): membrane; early endosome
Source: RefSeq, a predicted model, not a curated record